AUGGCCGAGAAGCAGCCCAUGCUCUCAUUCGCAAAAGUAGUUUCUGGACAGGCGGAAGACGCUUCGUCUCCAUCACAGCAGGUUCAGCACACGCAAGAUAGCUCUCAUUCUUCUACACAAAACGAAAACAGUCAACCCGAAAAGCAGGCACAUCCACCACAUAACAGACGUGAAAAGGAAAAUGUUGGUGGACGUUCGGAAAGACCACGAGGUGAAGGAAAAGGAAAACGUCGUAAUAACAGAAAAGGCGAUCGAAAACCGAGAGGAGAGACUAAAACCGAAAAACCAGCUGAAAAGGUAGCAACAGAAGAGGUGAAACCAGUUGAGAUUCCUGUUGUGCUGGAACCAGCUCCAUUACCGGCUAUAAACGCUUGGUUCAAAAACAAAGAAGAAGCUGAAGCCGCAGCUGCCGCAGCUCAAAAGGAACAAAAAUCCGAAACCGCCGCAGACCAAUUUAUUAUUACUGCAACUCCAGUCGUUCAGAAAUCUUCAGCGCCAAUUCCAGAAAAGAAACGGGCUGUUGAGCCAACUCCUAAACAAGCAGCGCCAAUCAAAGAGAAGUCAAAAUCCAGAGAAUCAAAGAAAGAGCCAUGGAAAACAUCCACAGCCCCAGCAGCAACUGCUCCUGUUACUGAAACAGUCACUGUUGCUGCCACUCAGGAUUGGCCAACUCUAGCGAAAGCCGAGCUUAACGGACAUGUCUCCCCAUCAAAUUCAGAUGAUAAUAACGAAAGCAGUAGCAAUUCGCAACACAAAACUGGUGGAAAGAUGACUAAAAAUAGUUGGAAGAAGGUUGAUAUCUCAGUCGACUAUGGAAGUAAAGGAAAAGGAGCACCGCGUGGAAAUGGCGGCGAAAAAGGAACCAGACGUUCGGCUAAUGACGAAGCUGUUCGGCGACGAUCUGGCGAAGAGGAUUCAGCAAGCGGAGAUGAGCAACAAUACUGGUCUCGAAGCAAAGACAACAAGAGCCCAAUCAACGAAAUGUCGAGUGAUCGGGUCGUGGAUUCCGGAUCGAAUGGGAUAUACUACCAACAAGGUGGUACUCACGGCUGGAAAAAGAAAGUAAAUAAUAAGGCAGGAUCUGAUAUGCCAACUCCUCCUAAUUCAACUUCUCCACAUCAAAGCGAAAGCAAUUCACCAGAACACUUGCCAAAAGACAAAGCGCCAAUCAUGAACGGAAACGCCAAAAAUGCCCCUGCGGCUAACCGAAACGGAAAUAACACAAGCACCGCCAAAACUGGAGACUACUGGCACAAAAAUGGCGGUGAACGCAAGGAGGACAAAUCUCAACCAAAAGCUUAUUAUCAAAGAAACGACAGAUUUCAAGCUCGAGCAAAUCCUCAUGCUCCACCAAAGUUGACAGCCGCUCAGCGAAAAGAGCGUGGUCCACUUCCACGCUGGGAGGAUAUUGAAGCUGGAGAUGAUAACUUCGAUUAUAUGACUUUAAUGGAAGCACAAUACUCACAGUAUUACGGUGCUCCUCAACAGUUUGAACAUCAGCUUGAUCCACAUCAAGCCAGUAUCUUGAUACAACAAGCACAACAGCAUAUGGCGUCAUUUGCUCCAUUCCGUCCACCAAUGCCGAUGCUUUCACCACACCUAAUGUCUCCUCCAUUGGAUCGUGAUGGUGGAGUCACUUCUCCAGUAUCUAACGGAGAACCUAUCAACACUGCGAUUCCAUUUGCGCCAAUUUACAAUCCACCAACUGCACCACGCCCUGUGACAGAUGAUACACUCAAGGAGUACGUCAGGAAACAAAUUGAGUACUACUUCUCGGAGGAAAAUCUUCAAAAGGACUUCUUCUUGCGCCGUAAGAUGGGUCCUGAAGGAUAUUUGCCCGUUGCUCUUAUUGCAUCGUUCCCACGUGUUCGCUCUUUGACAGAAGACUACUCGUUGAUUUUAGAAGCUCUCAAGGAUUCUACUAAAGUCGAUAUGUCGCCGGAUGGUCUUCAGAUUCGAGCACCCGUAAAUCCAACCAUCUGGCCGUUGAUGCCAACUGUUAGUGGAGCUGAUUCGUUGCCAGGACCAUCUUCUCAGGCACCGCAACAAUUCAGACAAAACGGACCAGCAGCAACGGCUGCACCAGUGGAGUCACAACCACAAGCUUCAUCCUCAAAACCACAACAACCAGAAGAAUGGGAAGAGGUAAAAACGAGGAAAGGAAAAGGAAAAGGACGACUCACUUCUGGAUCACAAUCUACAAAUGACAAUAAAAGACAACCGCAGCAACAACAGAAAUCAUUACAACAGAGUGGAUCAGAUCAACCCGAUUUGGAUUUUCAGUUUGAUAAUGAAAUAUCCGGUGGUGGUGGCUCAGCACAGACACCGAAAAGACCUGAGAAAUCAAAGAAAGCUUUCUUGAGUGCUAUCGAUUCGGAAGAAAUCGGAGACGAUGUUAUAAGCAAAUUAAUUAUUAUGACACCAUCACGUAGAACACUUGAUCGUACUGGCGAUUUUUCAACGAGAUCACAAAAUCAAGGAGAGUUCAAUGAAGAAGUUGAAAUUGGAUUGCGCAGAUACGAGGAGGAAUUGUGGACAGUGCCACAGGAAAAAGAUAUUCCGACGUCCAAGGUCUCAACGAUUUCCGCUGAACAGUUCAAUGAAAUGCGCGGAAAUGAAGACGCAAAGAAGACUUCUGAUGAGCCACCAGAGAUUCCACUUCCUUCGGGAACUCAGCCAACACCUGACUCUGUCUGGACAAAGAAAGCAAAAGAACGUGCGGCCGCCAGUGUUACUGUGCCAAAGUCGCCCAUGCAACGUCGUGAGUCUGAAGAGCAGAAGAUGAACCGUUUCUAUCCAAUCUCAAAGCCAACUGCUCCACUUGACGCAAAAUCUCCACGCAAAAAGAAGACUCGUCACAGUGAGAAGCCACCAGUUGAGAUGCCAGUGGCCUGGGUUCUUGGACGCGAAGAUGCUCUUCCAGCAGCACCAAUCGGAAUCGCAGCCAGCUCAUCUCAAGUUCCUGCCAAUCAUCCAUCGAUCAGUCUUCUUCAAGAGGAUCGUUUUGUGCAGAAUGUGUACUCGACGUGGAGACAAGCUUGUCUGAAACAACGCAAGAGUCUUGGAUAUGACUGUGCUGAAAUGAACACUUUGUAUCGUUUCUGGUCAUUCUUCUUGCGCGAUAACUUCAACAGAAACAUGUACGAGGAGUUCCGCAAGUUGGCUCUUGAAGAUGCCGAGAUUGGAUCUCGCUACGGGAUUGAGGCUCUAUUCCGCUUCUACAGCUAUGGUUUGGAAAAGAAAUUCCGGCCAGAAAUCUACAAAAAUUUCAUGAAAGAUGUCACCACCGAUGUACAGAAGGGAGAACUUUACGGUCUCGAAAAGCUUUUUGCAUUCUUACAGAGAUCGAAAAUUGCCAAGCAAUUGGUUGUCGACGACUAUUUGACAAAGGAGUUGAAUAAAUAUAAAUCUACGGAUGACUUCAGAAAUCUUCCACAAUCAACCAAGAAGUAAGAUAUGCUCAAAGUAUCGUUUCCAUCCCUCCUAUCACUUUCACCUAAGUUACCAUCAUCACACACAUCACCUCAAGUGUCCUUUUUUGAAAUGUUUUGCUCAAAAUACGCCGUUCUCCUGUCCGUACAUCUUUUUCUGCCUUUUCGCUCUACACUUUAUUAUUUUUUGAACUAUCUUCAUUUAUACCCUUCACAAUCACGGUUAACUUUAAUUUUUCCCGUCCUUUUAUAUUUUUUGAAAUACACCGUUCACCAUCCCACCCAAACACUUGAUCUUCUGAAGUUUAUAUCUCUUUCUUCUUUUCUUUCUUCCUCUUCCACUUUCCAGCCAAAAUGUUUGUCUUCAAAACUCACAAAUGGCUCUUGACUGUAUCGUUUUUUUGUCAUUUUAAUGAUUUAAUCGUGUUUUCUUUUCUUUUUCUCCCGUUGUUAUUCCCUUUUAUGGCCAUUUAAGCCUUUUUCCUGCUUCCAAUUCUUCUGUUGUUAUUAGUUUAAAAACAAGACUAUUGUUGUUACCCUUCACCCCAAAACCUCCAUAUUUGGACUAAAAGAUUUCGUGAUAUCAGCUGAUCUAGUUUUAGUCACUUUUCUAAAGCUGAUUUUACAAAAUCUCAGGGCACUAGUUAAAUGCACCUCUCUUUAGAAUUUAGUUCCAUCUUGUAGGCCUUUUUGUUAUCUUUUUAUAUUUGUCAUCCCCCACGCGUUCUGCUUUUGUUCUUUCCAAAUUUCUUAAUAACUCCUACAUAUUCUGAAAUUUUGGUGUAGAAUUUUUAGUAGUUGGCUUUUAAAUAUUUUUUAGUGUUUCGAAUGAGAUUUCCCCUCAUCUCAAUCGUUUUGUUAUAUAUGACUGCUUCCCCCACUGAUGCUUUUUGUUUUUUCUUGUUUGCUAACCCCCAGGCUUUCAGCUUUUCAGAAAAAAAACAGCCAGAAACCCGUGUGGUCUUUCUGAUGUAGAAAUUCUGAAAGUCUGACACUUUUUGUCUCCCGAUUUCACCAUCGACGAAGUACUUGUCUCCAAUAUCAUUGGAGUUGAUUUGGUUAGAAAUAAUUUGACUGAAAUACUGAUUUCACCCUUAUCAAUUUCCUUUCCCACGUCCCCCUAUUCAACAUCUCCUUCCCCACCUUCUCUCAAGACUUGUGUAUUAUUUUAAAGGACGGAAUAAACAUAAAAUCAAAAUUUU
This is a messenger RNA of Caenorhabditis elegans, 4633 nucleotides long. It is a transcript of the gene larp-1, whose product is annotated as La-related protein 1. The transcript has 14 exons. NCBI's taxonomy places the organism in Eukaryota, Metazoa, Nematoda, Chromadorea, Rhabditida, Rhabditidae. The record is from RefSeq and is marked reviewed. Gene Ontology annotation, biological process: mRNA stabilization. Bases 1 to 3453 code for a protein of 1150 amino acids. Gene Ontology annotation, cellular component: P-body; cytoplasm. Gene Ontology annotation, molecular function: RNA cap binding; poly-pyrimidine tract binding.